Molecule: messenger RNA, 1590 nt
Organism: Eptesicus fuscus (big brown bat)
Lineage: Eukaryota; Metazoa; Chordata; Mammalia; Chiroptera; Vespertilionidae
Product: cytokine-like nuclear factor N-PAC
Exons: 1
Coding region: 1-1590 (529 amino acids)
Molecular function (GO): NAD binding; oxidoreductase activity, acting on the CH-OH group of donors, NAD or NADP as acceptor; NADP binding
Source: RefSeq, a predicted model, not a curated record
AUGGCGCCUGUCAGUCUGCAGCUGGGCGAUUUGGUGUGGGGGCAACUCGGCCCGUAUCCUCCUUGGCCGGGGAAGAUUAUCAAUCCACCUGAGGAGCUGGAGAAACCUCAUGGAAAGAAAUGGUACUUUGUGAAGUUUUUUGGCAUGGAGGACCAUGCCUGGAUUGAACUGGAACAGUUGAAGCCGUAUCAGGCACAUAAGGAAGAAAUGAUAAAGAAGACCAAGGGAAAGCUAUUCCAGCGAGCUGUGGAGGCUGUGGAAGAAUUCCUCGGGACUGACAAAGGAAAAGACCAGACAUCAUCCCACAGUUCUGCCGAAGAUGAGAAUCGGCAUGAUUCCGGUGAGGAGAAAGGUAGGCUGAACUCAAGUGACGAGAAGCGCAAGCUUCGCCUAUCUGACGGGAAGCCGAGGAAAAAACUGAGGGAAAGAAAUAAGAGGGUGUCAUCAGGCUCUUCAGAGAGAGGCUCUAAGUCCCUUCUGAAAGGAACCCAAGAGCAGAGUCCCCAGAAGCGGGCUCCGCCCCCACAGGAAGAGAAGGAUUCGGAGUCUACUACUAUGAAUGGGACGACGGCCGGACUCACGGCAGCAUCUGAGUGGCAGCCGACUGCGAGCGGGCCUCUUAAAGACAUAGACCCUCAUUUCCACCACUUCCUGCUCAGCCAAACUGGGAAGCCAGAUACCUGUUACCAGACAAUUACAAAGAAGUUGAAAAUAUGCGAAGAGGAUACUGGGUCCAACUCCAUCCAGGCAGCAGACAGCACGGCCAUGAAUGGCAGCAUCACACCCACAAACAAAAAGAUAGGAUUUUUGGGCCUUGGCCUCAUGGGCAGUGGCAUCAUCUCCAACUUGCUAAAAACGGGUCAUGUGGUGACUGUCUGGAACGGGACUGCAGUGACAGAGGGGGCCUACCUGGGAAGAACCCCUGCUGAAGUUGUUUCAGCUUGUGACAUCACCUUUGCCUGUGUGCCAGAUCCAAAGGCAGCCAAGGAUCUGGUGCUGGGCCCCAGUGGUGUGCUGCAAGGGAUCCGCCCUGGGAAAUGCUAUGUGGACUUGUCAACAAUGGAUGCUGACACAGUCAUGGAGCUGGCACAGGUGAUUGUGUCCAGGGGGGGCCGCUUUCUGGAAGCCCCCGUCUCAGGGAACCAGCAGCAGUCUAAUGAUGGGAUGUUGGUGAUCUUAGCAGCCGGAGACAGAGACUUAUAUGAGGACUGUAGCAGCUGCUUCCAGGCAAUAGGGAAAACCUCCUUUUUUCUCGGUGAGGUUGGCAAUGCAGCCAAAAUGAUGCUGAUUGUGAACAUGGUCCAGGGGAGCUUCAUGGCCACCAUCGCUGAGGGGCUGACCCUGGCCCAAGAGACAGGCCAGUCCCAGAAGACAUUCUUGGACAUCCUCAAUCAAGGACAACUGGCUAGCACCUACCUGGAUAAGAAGUACCAAAAUAUUGUGCAAGGAAACGUUGAGCCUGAUUUCUGCCUGAAAUACAUUCAAAAGGAUCUUCGCUUAGCCAUUGCCCUGGGCAGUGCUGUCAAUCAUCCAACUCCUAUGGCAGCUGCAGCCAAUGAGGUGUACAAAAGAGCCAAGGCACUGGACUAG